GCUCCCCAGCUGCUCGGACCCUAACCCUCCCCUCGUUCUCGUGCUCUCCUCAACCCACUCCAGUUCUCUCCUCUCCUCACUGCAGUUGUGUGUGUUUUUGGGUGAGCGAUGUGUUGUUCCGUGGGUUUCGCCCGGUCUCUGGGCCUGGCCCUGCUGCCUCUGGCCCUCUGCUGUAUCGUGGGCAACCUGCUGCUUCUGUUUCCCAUGGGAGAAAUCACCUACAUCCAGCAGGACCGCCUGGCCAGCUACAUCUGGUACUUUGGUGGACUAGGAGGAGGGGGAGCACUGAUGCUGGUUCCUGCUGUGGUAUUUAUCACUCUGGGGAAAUGUAACUGCUGCUGGAAUGAGAGCUUAAUGAUGUGCGGUUCAGUGUUGGCAGCUGUUGUCGGUCUGGUGGGGUCUGGCUACUGUUUCGUCAUGUCAGGGUUCGCCUUGGUGCAGGGUCCACAGUGCUUCACCUCGCUUGGAUGGUCGUACCCUUUUGCAGACCAGGGCGGCAGGUAUCUCUUACAACCAGAGACGUGGUCACGGUGCCUUCAGCCGGUUCACAUCGUAGAGUGGAACGUGACUCUGCUGUUCGUGUUGAUGGGCCUGGCUGUGCUGGAGUUCAUCAUCUGUCUCUGUCAGCUGGGAAACGGUCUAGUCAACGCUGUCUGCAGACCCUGUUGCUACAAGCAGGAGUAUAGUCUUAAUGCUUAAAUCAACAGACAAACACAGAUACACCUGUAAGUACUGUAGGCUCUCCUGCUGAGACAUAAGUGCACACAUAAACAAAUCACACACUCUAUUGUAUGCACACAUACAGGACAUCAAUGGACACAAAUGGACACGGCAUUCUAGACACUGCCUCAUUGCCAAGCAUAAGUGUAUGUGUGUGAGUACAACUAGGGCUUACUUACACACACACACACACACACACACACACACACAC
This is a messenger RNA of Trematomus bernacchii (emerald rockcod), 931 nucleotides long. It is a transcript of the gene tm4sf1, whose product is annotated as transmembrane 4 L six family member 18. The coding region runs from base 109 to 699 and encodes 196 amino acids. The transcript is spliced from 4 exons. Gene Ontology annotation, cellular component: membrane. The record is from RefSeq and is a predicted model, not a curated record. NCBI's taxonomy places the organism in Eukaryota, Metazoa, Chordata, Actinopteri, Perciformes, Nototheniidae.